AUGGUUGGAAUCGGGUCGCGUAUGUCUAUUGGGACGCAGGACUCUGGUGGCCCGGGAAGCCGGCCGUCCAGCAAGGAUGGCAACAAGAAGAAUAUCUGGUCUUCCAUGUUGGAUAGCGUGGCUAGUGGGAAGAGAUUGCCAGAGAAGAAUAUGAUCGUGCUCGGAGGCACACCCGACAGUCAAAGAGAAUUUCUGGACACCCUAUCUUCGGAUCCCUCAGAUCCACGUUUACCAGACGAGAGGAGAAGAGGAAAAGUGGCACCCAUUGCAAAUGAGUUUGCUCUGGGUUAUACGUACCAAGAUGUCCUCGAUGCCGAUCAUGAAGAUAUCCUUGCACGAGUCUCGAUAUAUCUCCUGUCCGACCCAUCUCCAUCCUUUGCACCACUCUUACGCCCGCUUCUUACACCACAGUCCGUUCCGGAAACGCUCAUCGUAAUACUCCUCGACUGGUCUUCACCGUGGACCUGGGUCCGACAACUGCGAGAAUGGAUUCGACUUUUGAGAUCUGUAUUGAUAUCGUUGGAGGAUUCGACUAAAAUAGUCAUGGAAGAAGUCAUGACGGAAUGGAAGGAUAAAAAGAGAGGAUUGGAUCCUAAUUCAGCAACGGGCGUCACGAACUCUGGAGGACCGGUGUCGAUACCUUUAGGACCAGGCGAAUGGGACGAGGGACUUGGAGUUCCUCUGUGUGUUGUCUGUCAAGGGGCGAAUAAAAUAGAACAACUGGAAAAAGAGAAUGGUUGGCGAGAAGAAGAGUUUGACUUUAUUCUCCAGUUUAUGAGGACCAUUCUUCUCAAGCACGGCGCUUCACUCAUUUACACCACACCUUUUCUCGCAAACUCUCUACAAAGCUUAGUUCAUUCGACCUUGGGUAUACACUCGCUCUUAAGAAGGCAAUCACUCAAACACAACGUCAUCGAUCGAGACAAGGUUCUCGUACCAGCAAAUUGGGAUUCAUGGGGCAAGAUUCGCAUUAUCCGCGAAGGAUUCGAUAUUGAGGGAGUCGGCGAUGCUUGGUCUAUCGAGAUUCAGCAAUCAACACGUCAUUUGGUAAAUGGCGGUAGCCAAGACGAAGACGCCGAGACGAAAAAUGCACCUAUAUCUCCUAUAGCAGAGGAUGGAACAAGCGCCGUUGCCAUUUACGAGCAGACCAUUAAAGAUCCUAAAGAAGACUCGGCUGUUCCGGGAAGCAGCGUCAGUGCCAACAGGAACAAAAUCGAGAUUGAGACGGAGGAUAUGCAGAAGUUCUUGGGUCAACAACUUACGAUGUUGGACCAGCUCAAGGCAGAAGACGAAAAGAAUCGAGAAGCUGAGAAAGCACCGAAGCCAUUGGAAAUGUCUCCUCAUCUUGACGAAUCCGGAUAUGUUAAUGAACAUAUAGGGCCUGUUCAGUUUAACAUGGGCGGUAUUCAAGUCGAUGCUGACGACAUGUUGAGGAAACUGAAGGAACGAGAGGCCAAUCGUACACCUAAGAAAGAAAUCACCUCAUCUACUGGACCAACCGACGAGAAAGCGCAAAACCAAGCACUCGCCAGCUUCUUUGCAGGUCUCGUCAAGAAACCCGGCGGCAGUCCGCGCAGCAGUCCUGCGCCUAGCUCUAAUCAAUAA
Talaromyces amestolkiae is the source of this 1605-nucleotide messenger RNA. RefSeq lists its product as uncharacterized. Gene Ontology annotation, molecular function: dynein heavy chain binding. The record is from RefSeq and is a predicted model, not a curated record. Gene Ontology annotation, cellular component: centrosome; cytoplasmic dynein complex. Bases 1 to 1605 code for a protein of 534 amino acids. Gene Ontology annotation, biological process: microtubule cytoskeleton organization; microtubule-based movement. The transcript has 6 exons. Lineage: Eukaryota; Fungi; Ascomycota; Eurotiomycetes; Eurotiales; Trichocomaceae.